GAAAGUUUAGAGGGGCGAGCACAGACAUCCCUCUUGCAACGCAAUGAGUGCCGUCAGCGAGCCGCUGGCCAUCACCAGACCCCUGCACUCCUCCAGACGGCACAAGAGUGCACGGAAGACCUCCCGGAGGAUCUACUCACCCUAUCAGGACCAGCAGCCCGGCCAAUCAGAUGAGGAGGACAAAGAAGAUGAGAGGGUGGACAGCAAUGACCCCGAGGAGAUGUUCCAGAAUAUUCAGAUCCAGAAGGAGAUCAUUGCUAACAUUCGAACCCGACCCUGGCCCAUGAGACACAAGCUCAAAGCUCUCAAGCAAGCCCGAGAGAUUGUUCUGAAGUAUGAGGGCAGGCUGACCCGGACCCGGGGGUACCAGGCGGCUGGAGCCGACUUGCUGAAAAAACUGUCCCGCUUACUGUACAACAUUGUUGUCCUGUUUAUUCCAUGGGAGAUGAGGAUCAAGAAGAUUGAGAGUCAUUUCGGGUCUGGUGUGGCCUCGUACUUCAUCUUCUUGCGCUGGCUUUUCGGAAUCAACAUUGUCCUUACCAUCAUGACUGGAGCAUUCAUUGUGCUACCUGAACUGCUGGCCGGAGCCCCUUUUGGCACCACCAGGAGCAAGACCAUUCCCAAGGAGCACCUGGACUCUGCACAGGACCUGGACACCAUCUGGUCUCUUGGGGGCUACCUUCAGUAUUCUGUCCUCUUCUACGGUUACUAUGGUCGUGUCCGAAAGAUUGGGAGUGCUGGGUACCGCCUCCCUCUGGCCUACUUUCUGGUUGGGAUGGCUGUUUUUGCCUACAGUUUCAUCAUUCUGUUAAGAAAAAUGGCCAAAAACUCCAGGCUCAGCCUGGCCAGCGCAUCAAAUGAGAACUAUACCUUCUGCUGGCGUGUGUUCUGUGCCUGGGACUACCUCAUAGGGAACCCCGAAGCAGCUGAGAGCAAAGGUGCUGCCAUCGUCAACAACAUACGAGAAGCCAUUGUGGAAGAACAAGAGAAGAAGAAGGACACCAGUCUAGCGGUUCUGGUAAGUCUGAGGAUCCUGGCGAACAUCCUGGUACUUCUGUCUCUGGCUGGCAGUAUCUACAUCAUCUACUUUGUGGUGGAUCGAUCCCAGAAGCUGGAGCAGGAGAAGCCAGAGCUCACCCUCUGGGAGAAGAAUGAGGUGAGCGUGGUGGUGUCCCUUAUCACCAUGAUCGCUCCAUCAGCGUUUGAGCUGGUGGCCCAGCUGGAGAUGUACCACCCAAGAACCAGCUUGCGCUUUCAGUUGGCCAGGGUGCUGGUGUUAUACCUGGGAAACCUGUACAGUCUAAUCAUUGCCCUGCUGGACAAGGUCAACAGCAUGAGCUCAGCUGUCCCCGGCGCCGUGGGGAACUGGUCGGACUCGUCCUCCUUCCAGGCCACCAUCGCGUUGCCCGAGGAGGACAGCCUGGCGACCGUUGCACCUGAGAUCCCAGAGUCGCCAAGCAGCACUGUUGGCGUGGCUCUUCAGCUCAACAAGAGCGCACCGCCCGUCGUCCUCAACCAGACCGCGCUGUAUGAAUACAACAUGCGGUCGCAGCAGGACCAGUGCUGGGAGACGUACGUUGGGCAGGAAAUGUUGAAACUUUCGAUCAUUGAUAUGAUCUUUACAGUGGCCAGCAUCUUGCUGAUAGAUUUCAUCCGCGGGCUUUUCGUCCGAUACCUAAGUGACUGUUGGUGUUGGGAUCUGGAGAGCAAAUUUCCCGAAUACGGAGAAUUUAAAAUAGCCGAAAAUGUCCUCCAUUUGAUAUACAACCAAGGGAUGAUAUGGAUGGGUGCUUUCUUCUCCCCUUGCCUGCCAGCAUUUAAUGUGCUGAAACUGAUUGGACUGAUGUAUCUGCGCAGUUGGGCUGUCCUGACCUGCAACGUCCCACAUCAGCAGGUUUUCCGUGCGUCCAGAUCAAACAACUUUUACCUGGCCAUGCUGCUGUUCAUGUUGUUUCUCUGUAUGCUGCCCACCAUUUUUGCCAUAGUGAGGUAUAGGCCAUCUCAACACUGCGGGCCUUUCAGUGGCCAGGAGAAGAUCUAUGACAUAAUCUCUGAGACCAUUGCCUCAGACUUCCCACUGUGGUUCAGUAAGGUGAUGAGCUACGCCACCAGCCCGGUUGUCGUCCUGCCCGCCCUCCUCCUGCUGUUCAUGCUGAUCUAUUACCUACAGGCAAUUGCACGGUCACUAAAAUUCACCAACAACCAGCUGAGGAUGCAGCUCCAGACCGAGAGAACAGAAGAUAAGAAGAAAGUUUUCCAGUUAGCAGCAGCCAGGCUGCAGGGAUCAGAGAGUGACAAAAAGGUUGAGCAGGAGAGUGACAUCACCAGUCAGGAGUCUUCCAUCCGCUCCUCCUCCCCCCGGCGCAAUGGCAGCAUCGCCAACUUUGAGUCACCAGCGAGGCGGGGCAACAGCAUCUGCACCAUCACCCAGUCGGCCUCGCGCUUGAAUGUUGGCAGACCUGGGGGUGCUGCUCGGAGCCCCUCUAUCUCUGACCCUCAGAAGCACAGGAUAGAGCAGAUCCCCACCAGACAUCCAGGAUACCUAGGAGGCACCACUGGGUGCAGGUCCAAGUCUUACCACCAUGUGGCAUACAACCCAUGCGGCCGCUACACGGAGAAUGUUCACUCGGACCCGCUGUUUAGGAAGAGUGUUUGGCCCGGGCACCCAGACUCCCUGGGACUGGCCACAGCCCAGAGUUUCUGCGGCCGGCGCUCACACACCACACGCUAUGUCAUUGUGAAUGAGCAUGAGGCACACCGAAAGCUCCUCCGUUCUUCUGCUCGUAUCCCGCGGCACUACCGCCCGGGUGACCUGGGUGAUGUCGUGGAGCUGUACCCACGCAGUGUCAAGAAGUUUGCCCCCCGCGGCCCCCACCGUGCUCACCAGCCUCACCUCAGUGAGGAGGAGGAGGAAGAGGAGGAGGAGGGUGCGCAGAGUAGCCGCAGGGGCUCCCUAGGGCACUCAUGCCGCCCCCGCUCAUUGUUGGACAUCUGCCAGCCAGCCCCCACAUCGGCCCACUUCUACAUUGGAGACAAGGUGGACAGCCAGCUGUCCAUUGCACAGGAUGAGCCCUAUGAGAUGCUAGGGGAUGAGGGGCGAAAGGUGGACUGGGAGGACACAGCGUCACAUUCACUCUCCCAGACCAACAUCCCGGGUGUCCCAAGCCGGCACUGUGAGCCACAGGUCAAGCAGAAAACCAAGCACAAGGUGGCCCCAUCACUCACUGAGUCCGACUCGGCCUCUGUUGCAUCCAGCAGUGACCCUCAGAACAGCAGCACAGACCAGUACAUUCAGGUCAUCCACAGCAAGGAGAAAUACCUGAAGCCCAGCACCAAACUCACCAAGAAGAAGUCCAAAGCCAGCAUUGAUUUCAACAUGUCUGGAUCAAAUGAGCUGGUCUGCUCGAAUGUUUAAGUGUACUUUUUGUCUCUUUGUUUGAAUCUACAUGUAUGUCCAGUUGUUCAGCACUUGAAUGUUUUGCUGUUAUGUGCUGCCAUUUCAUUGUAGUUUAUCUUAUGGCUGCUUUUAUUCCCAGAUUGUACUUGCCACACAAAGCAAUUAAAAGAGAAACGGUCACUGUUACCAGGAGCUAUAGU
Messenger RNA from Megalops cyprinoides (Indo-Pacific tarpon), 3597 nucleotides. Its product is annotated as transmembrane channel-like protein 3. Gene Ontology annotation, molecular function: mechanosensitive monoatomic ion channel activity. The record is from RefSeq and is a predicted model, not a curated record. Gene Ontology annotation, cellular component: plasma membrane. The transcript has 22 exons. Bases 44 to 3415 code for a protein of 1123 amino acids. NCBI's taxonomy places the organism in Eukaryota, Metazoa, Chordata, Actinopteri, Elopiformes, Megalopidae.